ACCUCAUUACGGACAAGAGUAGUCAGUUGUGCAUGUGCCUGGCCUAUCGAUGCCCCGGACAUAUAUAUAUAUGUGUGUGUGUGUGUGUGUGUGUGUGUGUGUGUGUGUGUGUGUACAUACAUAUAUCCGGGACGGCCUCGUCUGCGUGUGCUGUAUAUGCGUCGACGCAUGCGCGCGUUGCUGUCGCAAUAUUGAAGCAUCGCAGACGCAGAGAAAGGGGCGGGUGACAGGUGGCAGACAGGCCCUGUCGGUACGUGCCAGCCAAUUGGCGGGCAGCGGAUCGGGGCUGGCCAGCCUUCGAGAUUUCCGCGAGGAGAAGAGUCAGGGACCGCCAGGGCCAAGCAGAGAAGAUAGGUUGAUAUUAGGUGGCCGAGGAUGCAUCUCUUCUCUCUCUUUUCCCUUUAUUUUUCAACAGAGAAAAGCAAUGCUGGGAGCCGUGCCUGGAACUGGAAGGGUGACGGGAUGGGGGGGAGAGGAUUGGGGGGGUGGAGGGGGGGUGGAAGAUAGGAGGGGUUUUGCUGGCGGAGCAACCGAUUCAGCAUAUCCCAUCCCUCCCUCUCACGCCCUGCUCUCUCCCAUCUCUCCUCCUCCUCCUCCUCUUCCUCCAAUCCCGUCGGUCCAAUCCAUCAUCUCAUCUCCAUUCCCGUCUCCGUCACCCUCUCCAUAAUAUACUAGCGAGUCGCGACGAAACAUUUCCUUCGAGACAACGAAUACGAUACCGGGAUAGCUGCCACACAUGCUGCUGCAUCUCCUGCACAUGGUGUCUCUUCUUCCUCUGCUUCGCUGACGACGCAUCCGUCCGUCCACAAUCCGCAUCCACUUCCGCAUCCAAUCCACGCAAUCCUCCCUCAACCGUUUUCUCUCCCGCAAUUGAUCUCUUCCCGUCGUAUUCUCUCCUCUUCCUCUCCUCCCUCCCUUCCUCCCUCUCUCUCCCUACAACCCGCGAUCUUCGCUCCUGGCUCUCUCCUCUUCCCCCCUCCCGCCCACCCUCGCCCCCGUCUUCGUUCUCUCGCCCGUCUAAAUA
Molecule: messenger RNA, 1024 nt
Organism: Durotheca rogersii
Lineage: Eukaryota; Fungi; Ascomycota; Sordariomycetes; Xylariales; Xylariaceae
Exons: 1
Coding region: 50-667 (205 amino acids)
Source: RefSeq, a predicted model, not a curated record